AUGAAUUUGAGAAGAAUAGGCUCGUUUGAUCAAGAAUCAAGGAAGUAAGAUUUGUACGAGGUUUUGGCCUCCUCAAAAUCUAUAGAUGUGAAAAUAUUCCAAAUAAUCAUAGAAAUACUAAAAAAAUUGUAGAUUUCAGAUUCUCUAAAUUUUUUAUAACAAGCUAAAAAAAACCAAAACUUUUGGGUAAACCAUUUACAAGAUCACAAUUCUUCCGCACAAGAAAAAUGCGAGAAGUUAGACUAGCUGAUAAACGAAAUCAAAUAAAUUGCUCAAAUUAUGAAAUAAAUUCAUGAUCAUGAAUUUAAUACCAGAAAUUACUCUACUUAAGAUAUUGUAGAAAAAAAAUAAUCUCUAAUUGAGAAAAUUGGGAGAGAUGAAAAUAUAAUUGAGUUCUUAAAAUAUUUAGUGCAUCUCACUUCAGUUGAUAAUAAAUUUAUCCAAAGUGGAUCAAAUUCUCUUCAUUUGUUAGUUGAAAUGAAAAUUGAUUUGAAAACACAUUCUUUUGAAAAUAUUAAAAUUAGAAAUACUUCACUUUAAGGAGGUAAUUUUGCCAAAUGCGACUUAAGUGGAUCUGAAUUUGACAAUGUCCUUAUUAAAGGGAUGAAUUUAAAUGGUUCGAAAUUAUUUAAUUGUAAAUGGAUCAAUUUAAGGAUGGAUGUAAUCGAGCUUAAUAGUCGAGGUGAUUAUGUAAAUUCAUUUUGCUAUUCUCCCAAUGGUCAUUAUUUCGCUUCAAGUAGUAAUAAAUCGAUUAUUUUGUGGAAUCUUAGAAGGGGAAACAUAAGAUAUGUUAUCGAAGGAGAGAGGGAGGUAAUGUCACUCUGUUAUUCACCUAAUUGUUAAAUAUUAGGUGCUUGCAGUGGGAAAUUUAUUUAUUUAUGGAAUCUUUAUACAGGUAAAUAAAAAUAAAAAUUAACUGGCCAUAAUAGUUAUGUGAAGGCAGUCAGUUUUUCUUCUGAUGGUCUUAAAUUAGCAUCUGUUGAUGUGGAUAAUACCCUCUAUAUAUGGGAUGUUAUAAAAGGAAAGCAAAUAAUCUAAUAUGAUGAUUGUUAUCCAGUUUGUUUCUCUCCUGAUGCUGCUAUGAUAGCAUUUGCUGGUUUGAACUACAAUAUCUAUUUAUUAGAUGUUGAGACAGGAGAAGAAAAGGCAAUAUUUAAGAGACAUUACACCGAAAUUUUAUCAAUUUGUUUUUCUCCUGAUGGUACUACAUUAGCAUCUGGAGGUGGAGAUCGUAGAACUGGUUCAUGUUCCAGGGUCUAUUUAUGGGAUCUUAAGACAGGACAAUUAAAAAAUGAAUUAUGUUAUAUGAAAUGUAGGUUUACUUCUGUCUGCUUCUCUCCUGAUGGUACUACUUUAGCAGCUAGUGUUAUUAAUAAUAUUAUUGUAUGGAAUGUUGAGACUGGUGAAGAAGAAUACUUUUUACAAUGUUAUCAUAAAGAAAUUAAUUUAAUCUGUUUCUCUUCUGAUGGUAGAAUGUUAGUGUCUGGUAGUGGUUAAUAUGAUGAUUUUAUAAGUAAUAGAGACUCUAUGAUUCGUUUUUGGGAUUUUAAGUCAUUAAAAUAAGAGGUUAAUUCAGUUGGUCAUAAGGGUAAUGUUAAAUAAGUUUGUUUCUCUCCUGAUGGUACUACAUUAGCAUCUGGUAGUAGAGAUAUGUCUAUCCAUUUGUGGGAUGUUAAAACAGGAUAAUAAAUGUUCAAAUUAGAAGGCCAUGAACAUUGUGUUAAUUCAGUCUGUUUCUCUCCUGAUGGUAUUACAUUAGCAUCUGGUAAAAGCUACAUCUGUAUAUGGGAUGUUAAGACAGGAUAAUAGAUGUUCAAAUUAGAAGGCCAUGAAAAAUGUGUUGAUUCAGUCUGUUUCUCUCCUGAUGGUACUACAUUAGCAUCUGGUAGUUAUGAUAACUCUAUCCGUUUAUGGGAUGUUAAGACAGGAUAAUAAAAAGCCAAAUUAGAUGGUCAUUCAGAAGCAGUUAUAUCAGUCUAUUUCUCUCCUGUUGGUACUACAUUAGCAUCUGGUAGUAGAGAUAUGUCUAUACGUUUAUGGGAUGUUAAGACAGGAUAAUAAAUGUUCAAAUUAGAAGGCCAUGAAAUGUUAUGUUAAUUCAGUUCUAUUUCUUCUCCUGGUUGGUACUACAUUAGGCAUCUGGUAGGUAGUGAUAUGUCUAUACGUUUAUGGGAUGUUAAGACAGGAUAAUAAAUGUUCAAAUUAGAAGGCCAUGAACGUUAUGUAAAUUCAGUCUGUUUCUCUCCUGAUGGUACUACAUUAGCAUCUGGUAGUGCUGAUCACUCUAUCCGUUUAUGGGAUGUUAAUAGUGGAUAAUAAAUGUUCAAAUUAGAAGGCCAUGAAAAAUGUGUUAAUUCAGUCUGUUUCUCUUCUGAUGGAACUACAUUAGCAUCUGGUAGUGAUGAUCACUCUAUCCGUUUAUGGGAUGUUAAAACAAAACAACAUAUUACAGAUUCAGAUAAAACUUAUAAGAAGCAUUUAGCAAAAUCUACCUUACCCAUCUAAUAUACAUCACUAUCUUUGAUUGACAAAUACACUAUUCCAAUUACAAUACUUCAUAUAACUAGAGAUCCUAUAUUUUAAGCUAAAAGAACUUUGAUAUCGAAAGGAGAAUUUACAACUGAUGCUGGAAUUAACAUAAGAAUACUAUUUGAAUAAAAUUGA
Paramecium tetraurelia is the source of this 2664-nucleotide messenger RNA. RefSeq lists its product as uncharacterized. Gene Ontology annotation, molecular function: protein binding. The record is from RefSeq and is a predicted model, not a curated record. NCBI's taxonomy places the organism in Eukaryota, Ciliophora, Oligohymenophorea, Peniculida, Parameciidae. The transcript has 3 exons.